This is a messenger RNA of Exserohilum turcica Et28A, 959 nucleotides long. RefSeq lists its product as uncharacterized. The transcript is spliced from 5 exons. Gene Ontology annotation, biological process: tubulin complex assembly; microtubule-based process; protein folding. Gene Ontology annotation, cellular component: cytoplasm; prefoldin complex. The record is from RefSeq and is a predicted model, not a curated record. Gene Ontology annotation, molecular function: tubulin binding. Lineage: Eukaryota; Fungi; Ascomycota; Dothideomycetes; Pleosporales; Pleosporaceae. The coding region runs from base 147 to 743 and encodes 198 amino acids.
UAGGGCGGGGCGGAGAGAGUGAAUUGCACGCGGGGGUGGAGGACGAGCCACAUGGCAUUGGUGCCAAGAGCGGAGAUGGCGGGGCAGUUUUUCCGAGGCGCGCAACAACCAACGCGCACCGCUCCAGUCUACAAGUCCGAGUCGCAAUGGCGAGCGUAGCUAAAGCCGGGAGCGAACCCGCAACAAACCCGCGGGGCAUCCCCGUAGCUCCGUUUAUCGACAGGGUGGAAGACUAUGUGACGGACCGCUCCGAGGUGGAAACCACCAUAAACAACUUCAAGGAGAUGAUCUCAAAGUACCAGUUCAUGCAGCAAAACACACAAAGACGAGCGGCAGGCCUCAAGGACAAGAUCCCCGAUAUCCAAAAGACGCUCGAAACCGUCCGCUUCCUCAAGUCCCGAAAAGAUGACGCAGAGCCUCUGGAAACAACCUUUGAGCUGAACGAUACCCUGUAUGCCAAAGCAGAGGUCCCGCCCACGGAUGAAGUGUACCUCUGGCUCGGUGCCAACGUCAUGCUUGCGUACCCCUUGCCAGAGGCUGAGGAGCUGCUGCAGUCAAAGUUGUCCACGGCAAAGCACAGUUUAAGCACUUGUGAGGAGGAUCUGGAUUUCCUCAGAGAGCAAAUUACGACACUUGAAGUCGCAUUCGCAAGAGUCUACAACUGGGAUGUUGCGCAGCGGCGGAAGGAGAGGGAAGGAGGCGACUCAAUAGAGGACAAGAAGCGUGGAUCGCCGAAUGGAUAAGGACUAGGCCGAGCUGGGCUCUGUUAGAUUUAUUCUUGAGCCUGCGUGGACAAAGACUCAUGGGGUUCACUGGCUACAAGCCCUUGUACAAAAGGCUAGAAACAAUCUGAGAACGACGAAAAGAAGAUACCUCAUCAUGUUUCUUUCAUUAACCACACAAGAACAAGGCAAUUUAUUCAGUCAAAGUCUGUACGUGUAAUAAUGGCAGAGAGAAGG